AUGGAGGAUGCAACAAUGGAAGAUGGUGAGCUAAAGCAGAAGGAAAUCAAUGUUGGAUCUAGUGAAGGAUAUAUUAAUGAUAGUAGAAUCAAUACAGAGGAGGGCUUCAGAGACUCAACCUCUAAAUUGAAAGGGUUGUCAGAUAUUGAAUUUGAAUACGAAAGGGGUUCAGAUGAUGAACCAUAUCUAAUUGAUGAACUGGAGAAUAAUGAUCCUAGAAGCAUCAGCCAAUCAACUAACGAAGAAACAAAUUUUUCCCUUUUCAAUGUUUAUGGACCGACUAAGAUAGAAGAAAAGAAAAGGGUCUGGAUAGAAAUCUCAAAUCAGUUUAGAAAGAUUGAUUUGGAGAAAGCAAUAGUGGUAGUAGAUUUCAAUGCAUUACUCUACAAUGAAGAAAAAUUCGGAGGUUUAAGUAUGAACGCUCGAGUGAUGGAAGAUUUCAGAAAUUUUGUAUCAGACAAUGACCUUUUUGAUGUAGUCCCUAAAUCUGGAAAAUUUACAUGGACUAAUAGGAGGGCAAAUUUUAGUAGAAUUUCCGAGAGAUUGGACAGAAUAUUUGUUGGAUCAUUCUGGUUAAGAGAUUUUAAAGGCACUCCAAGUUAUUGUUUUAUCAAAAAGAUGAAAUAUCUCAAGAACAAAAUAAAAACUUGGAAUGAGGUAUCCUUCAAGAAUAUUUUUGCUGAAAAACUGAGGGUGGAAGCGGAUCUAGAUAGGAUCAAUAAUUUGGUGAUCGAGAAAGGGAUGUCGAAUGAAGAGUACCAUGCUGAGACUUCCCUUAAAGCUGAACUGGCAGAAAUCCUUCUAAGAGAAGAAAUUUUUUGGCGGGACAAAUCCAAAGAAUUAUGGAUAGAUGCAGAAGAUUCAAAUUCGAAAUUCUUUCACGCCUCCUUAAAAGCAAAAAGGAAUAAAAAUAGAAUCAUCUAG
Messenger RNA from Cryptomeria japonica (Japanese cedar), 924 nucleotides. RefSeq lists its product as uncharacterized. Lineage: Eukaryota; Viridiplantae; Streptophyta; Pinopsida; Cupressales; Cupressaceae. The record is from RefSeq and is a predicted model, not a curated record. The coding region runs from base 1 to 924 and encodes 307 amino acids. The transcript has 3 exons.